AUGUCUCGCCAGUCCUGUGGUCUCGGCAGAGGAUUCAGCUCCAGCUCCGCUUGUUUUGGAGGGAGGAACAAGGUCACGUUCAGCUCCGUGUCUCGUGGGGACUGCAGGGGACCUGGCAAAGCUGGUGGCUUUGGCAGCAGGAGCCUCUAUUGCUUGGGAGGGAGUAAAAGCAUCUCUCUGGGAGGAUUCGGUGGCGGUGGUGUUGUCUGCAGAGGUUUUGGGGCUGGUGGCCAAGGAGGCUUUGGCUACGGCUAUGGUGCUGGGCCAGGAUUCGGUGGUGGCUACAGCAGUGGGGCUGGAAGUGGCUUUGGUGGAGGCCUCAGUGGUGGUUUUGGUGGCUUUGGUGGAGGAUUUGAUGGCGGGAUAGGAGGUCAAGGCUUUCCCCCUUGCCCACUGGGCGGCAUCAGGGAAGUGACCAUCAACCAGAGCCUGCUGGCCCCGCUUAACCUUAAAAUUGACCCUGAGAUCCAGAAGGUGCGAACGCAAGAGCGGGAGGAGAUGAAGCAGCUCAAUGACAAAUUCGCCUCCUUCAUUGACAAGGUUCGGUUCCUAGAGCAGCAGAACCGAGUCCUGGAGACCAAGUGGAAACUCCUGCAGGAGCAGGGUGGCACAGGGACAGGCGGCAGGAACCUCGACCCCUUUUUUGAAACCUACAUCAGCGGGCUGAGGAAGCAGCUGGACUGCCUCGCAAGUGAGAAGCACCAGCUGGAGUCGGAGCUGAAGGGCUUCCAAGAUAUGGUGGAAGACUUCAAGACCAAGUAUGAAGAGGAAAUAAACAAAAGGACAGCUGCGGAGAACGAUUUUGUGCUCCUAAAAAAGGACGUGGAUGCAGUCUAUAUGACCAAGGUGGAACUUCAGGCAAAAUCAGAUUCUCUGGCGGAUGAGAUUAACUUCUUGAAGUAUCUUUAUGAAGCUGAGCUGUCUCAGAUGCAGAAGACGGUUUCUGACACAUCUGUGGUUCUCUCCAUGGACAAUAACCGAAACCUGAACCUGGACAGCAUCAUUGCGGAGGUCAAAGCCCAAUACGAGGAGAUUGCCAACAGGAGCCGAGUGGAGGCUGAGUCUUGGUACCGAUACAAGUACGAAGAGCUGCAGGCUACCGCAGGCAAACAUGGAGACAGCCUUAAGGACACAAAGACCGAGAUCUCUGAGCUCAACCGCAUGACCCAGAGGAUACGGGCUGAGAUUGAGAGUGUGAAGAAACAGUGUGAAACUCUGCAGAGCUCCAUUGCGGACGCCGAGGAACGUGGGGAGCUGGCCCUCAAGGAUGCCAGGGCCAAACUGACUGACCUGGAGUCAGCCCUGCAGAAAGCCAAGGCAGACCUGGCCCGGCAGCUCCGCGAGUACCAGGAGCUCAUGAACGUCAAGCUGGCCCUGGACGUUGAGAUCGCGACCUACAGGAAGCUGCUGGAGGGAGAGGAGAGCAGGAUGUCUGGCGAGUGUCAGAGUGCCAUCAGCAUCUCUGUGGUGGGAGGCGGCAGCAGCUCUGCCGGAGGCGGAUACGGUGGCGGACUGUGCCUUGGAGGAGGAGGAACUGGAUUUGGUGCUGGAAGUGGGGGAGGCAGCUGUAACACAGCUGGUGUUGGCUUCUGCUACAGCCUGGGAGGGGGUGGACCUGGCUCGGGGGGAGGAUUCAGUGCUGGGGGGGCAUUCGGCUCCGGAGGGGCAGGGCUCUACUCCACGGGCGGGGGCUGUAACUCAGUGGUGGUGGGGUCUGGCACCAUCCUGACGAAAACCACCAGCUCUACGUCUGUCAGCCGGAGGGUCUAG
Molecule: messenger RNA, 1770 nt
Organism: Phaethon lepturus (White-tailed tropicbird)
Lineage: Eukaryota; Metazoa; Chordata; Aves; Phaethontiformes; Phaethontidae
Product: keratin, type II cytoskeletal 4-like
Exons: 9
Coding region: 1-1770 (589 amino acids)
Biological process (GO): intermediate filament organization; keratinization
Cellular component (GO): keratin filament
Molecular function (GO): structural constituent of skin epidermis
Source: RefSeq, a predicted model, not a curated record